CAAUAUAUGGUCAAGAUAAACCAUGUUGAAAGACUUGGGAAUUCUGGUCAGUGCAAAGACUGACCACGGCUCUCUAGCACUAGUGAUGAAACCUGCUCCCCUCACCCCAAAGAGAGGUGGAGGACUCAGGGAGCCAAAUAAGACAAAUAUUGUUUGGGAGCCGGGCCAGUGUGGAGAUGGAUGUGUUUUGCAGCAGAGCUUGUUUUUCUGUAGUCCUUACAAAUCUCUGGGUUUCGAGUGGGGGAGUGAGAAGGCAGAUAUCUGCUGAUUGAAAAAAAAAAAUAAGCCCAAUUUAAAACAAAUCCAAGAGAUAGAUGAGGAGAUGAGGGAGCCUCUAACCCUGGGACCAGAGCCCAAGAGAUCAGGGCCGGGGCUCCGAAGCUCUGCUUUAUACCAGGAGGCUGGCCAAGAAGAAGCCUUAUUAAGCAGGGCUGGGCUGCUCCUGACACACACGUGUGGGCUCAGGUCUUGCAAUGUUGCUACUGUUCUUGCUCUGCCUCCUUCUCCUCGCUCUGGUCCUUCAGGGCAGGGGCUUAAAGGGCUCCAAGGGCCAGCUGCCCCCUGGCCCCAUGCCCCUACCACUGCUUGGGAACCUGCUACAGCUUGGCCCUUCUGGUUUGGACAAACGGCUCAUGGAGCUGAGCUGGCGCUUUGGAUCUGUGUUCACGGUACACUUAGGCCCACAGCCAUUCGUGGUGCUGAGUGGAGCUAAUGCACUCAGGGAAGCUCUGCUUCUCCAAGCAGAUACCUUCGCUGGUCGCGGUGGCAUGGCCUCCUUUGAUCGCUGCACCCUUGGCAAAGGAAUCGUAUUCUCCAAUGGCCACCUUUGGCAUACACUCCGAACCUUCACCGUGGGAGCACUGAAAAAGCUGGGGCUGGGGACCCGCAGCAUUGAGGAGCGCAUCCGAGAGGAGGCAGCUGCCCUCGUUCAGGAACUCAGUCUCACCAAAGAAGUCCCAUUUAACCCUCUCCAUCAUAUUCGCAACGCCGUGGCCAACGUCAUCUGCUCCGUAGUGUUUGGGGAACGAUAUGCUUAUGAGGACCCAGACUUCCGCACCCUAUUGGACUUGCUGAAUGACAACUUCCAGAUCUUGAGUUCCCAGUGGGGCCAGAUGUACAACAUUUUCCCAUCCCUCCUGGACUGGAUCCCUGGUCCCCACCACCGCAUCUUCAGUAACUUUAAAAAGCUACAGGCAUUCAUUUCAGAGGAGAUCAAGAAACACAAGAAGUCAAGACAGCCUGAAGAGCCCCGAAACUUCAUUGACUUCUUCCUGGACCAAAUGGAGAAGGAGAAGCAGGACCCCAGGACCCACUUCUACAUGGAGACCCUGGUGAUGACAACCCAUAACCUAUUCUUUGGUGGCACCGAGACCACAAGCACCACCAUCCAUUACGGACUCCUGAUCUUACUCAAAUACCCCCAUGUAACAG
This is a messenger RNA of Gracilinanus agilis (Agile Gracile Mouse Opossum), 1431 nucleotides long. Its product is annotated as cytochrome P450 2F2-like. Gene Ontology annotation, cellular component: intracellular membrane-bounded organelle; cytoplasm. The annotation marks the transcript as partial. The transcript has 6 exons. Gene Ontology annotation, molecular function: oxidoreductase activity, acting on paired donors, with incorporation or reduction of molecular oxygen, reduced flavin or flavoprotein as one donor, and incorporation of one atom of oxygen; heme binding; iron ion binding. Lineage: Eukaryota; Metazoa; Chordata; Mammalia; Didelphimorphia; Didelphidae. Gene Ontology annotation, biological process: xenobiotic metabolic process. The record is from RefSeq and is a predicted model, not a curated record.